UCAGCCAAAAGCCAAGAGAAAGUGCACACAACUCUAUAUUUACUGUUCUUCAGAUUACAUUUAGAAAGAUUGCAUAUAAAGGCAGGUCAAGAUCGGAAUGAUCCAUCGAAUAAUUUACAAUUAAUAAAAAACUUGAAACACUGUUCUGAUCUGCAAACACAAAUUCUCAACUUUGUGGACAAUCUGGAGUCCUCGUAUAAUAUUGCACUUCUGAUUAUUGUUGGAGUAAAUAUCUUGACAGUAGUGCUCACUGGGAUGACAGCGAUAAUUAAAAAAUCUCACCCAAAUGAGAUGUCCAGGAUGGCAUUCGUCAGUGCAGGCGCCCUUUGUCAUCUCUUUUGGAUCAGCUGGAUGGGGCAUGCCCUCCAAAUACAGAGUGAAAAAGUCUUCUUAUCAGCUUAUCAAAGUCGAUGGUACGACAUGCCUUGGCGAUUGCAGCUGAUGAUUAUUCCCAUCAUGAUGAGAAGUUUAAGACCUUGUCAAUUAACAGCAGGAAGAGUCUACAUAAUGUCCAUGGAAAGCUUUGGGAACGCUUUGAGAUUAAUGAUGUCUAUCUUCACGGUUUUUAAUUCAAUGCGAUGAAUGUUUAUUGACAAUUGACUCAUGGAUAUUUAGGGUGCAUUGGAACAAUCGUUACUUCUAUAGUAAAUAGAGGUAUCAAUCUUGCAAUACAUUCA
Molecule: messenger RNA, 677 nt
Organism: Fopius arisanus
Lineage: Eukaryota; Metazoa; Arthropoda; Insecta; Hymenoptera; Braconidae
Exons: 5
Biological process (GO): sensory perception of smell; detection of chemical stimulus involved in sensory perception of smell
Cellular component (GO): plasma membrane
Molecular function (GO): olfactory receptor activity; odorant binding
Source: RefSeq, a predicted model, not a curated record